Messenger RNA from Toxotes jaculatrix (banded archerfish), 2116 nucleotides. Its product is annotated as G2/mitotic-specific cyclin-B2-like. Gene Ontology annotation, cellular component: cyclin-dependent protein kinase holoenzyme complex; cytoplasm; nucleus. The transcript is spliced from 8 exons. NCBI's taxonomy places the organism in Eukaryota, Metazoa, Chordata, Actinopteri, Toxotidae. Gene Ontology annotation, molecular function: cyclin-dependent protein serine/threonine kinase regulator activity. Gene Ontology annotation, biological process: mitotic cell cycle phase transition; regulation of cyclin-dependent protein serine/threonine kinase activity. The record is from RefSeq and is a predicted model, not a curated record. The coding region runs from base 96 to 1283 and encodes 395 amino acids.
GCUAUUUGAAAGCUGCCCGUCUCUGCGCUGUUUACCUGCUCAGGUCGGUGCUCAAACAAAUUCACCGAGUCGUUUGCUGAGGUCUCAGUUUGAACAUGUCGUCUGUGGAAGUCCGUGCUGUGCAGCUGCCCGCCGCAGAGAACCCGGUGAGGAUGGGUAAACUCGCGGCAGCAGCGGGUCCGAGGAGAGCUGCUCUGGGAGAGAUCACCAACUUUCCCGGAGCAGCGGUCAACACGAAGAGGACAGGACCAGCCAAAGUGUCAGACAAACCAUCCUGUGCCCAAAAAGCCAAACCCACUGUGGUGCCCCCAGUAGUCCAGGUCCCAGCACCUGCAGAUCCUGUCCCUCCAGCUUCAGAAGAGUCGGCUGACGUGUCCAUGAAGGAGGAGGAGGGGGAACUGUGCCAGGCUUUCUCUGAGGUGCUGCUGACUGUGCAGGACGUGGACGAGCAGGACGCAGACCUGCCUCAGCUCUGCUCACAAUACGUCAAAGACAUCUACAAUUAUCUUCACGUUCUGGAGGUGCAGCAGGCUGUACGAGCCAACUACAUGCAGGGUUAUGAAAUCACUGAACGCAUGCGAGCUCUUCUGAUCGACUGGCUGGUCCAGGUUCACUCCAGGUUCCAGCUGCUGCAGGAGACUCUGUACCUCACAGUUGCCAUCCUGGAUCGAUUUCUACAGGUCCAGCCGGUGUCUCGCAGGAAGCUGCAGCUUGUUGGUGUGACGGCCAUGCUGGUGGCCUGUAAAUAUGAGGAGAUGUACGCUCCGGAGGUCGGAGACUUUGCCUACAUCACGGACAACGCAUUUACAAAGUCCCAGAUUCUGGAGAUGGAGCAGCUUGUUCUGAGGAGCCUCAACUUUCAGCUGGGACGUCCUCUUCCACUGCACUUCCUCAGACGGGCUUCAAAGGUGGCUAAUUCUGACGUAGAGAGACACACACUGGCCAAGUAUCUGAUGGAGCUGACCCUCCUCGACUACGACAUGGUCCACUAUCGUCCCUCUGAGAUCGCUGCUGCUUCCCUGUGUCUCGCUCAGCUGCUGCUCGACGGGCUGCCGUGGUCUCCUACACAGCAGCACUACUCUACGUAUGACGAGGCCCACCUGAAGCCAAUCAUGCAGCACAUCGCCAAAAAUGUUGUGACUGUAAAUGAAGGGAAAACAAAGUUCCAGGCUGUCAAGAACAAGUACUCGAGCAGCAAGCUGAUGAAGAUCAGUCUCAUUCCUCAGUUGACUUCGUCGAUCAUCAAGAACAUGGCGGCGGCUGCUCUGCUCAACAACGCUUGAGGUGAACUUUUAUAUUUCGUCAGUGGACAGUUCACUUGCACUUUAUUUUAGAUCGAUCACAACCUGUGGAGAAACUUCUAGUUUUUAAUAAAAUGUUUUUAUAGUUUUUUUUGAGCCAAGCUUUGUGGUCUGUUCAGAUAUUUGGCUGCUAUGUUUUUUGUUUUUUUCUUUAUCAGAAUAUCUCUGUAGAUUUUCCUCCAUUGCACCUUGAACUGCACUGUCAGUCAAUCCUGAGCUGAGAAAUGGCAGCUUCCAAUCAGAGGCUGUUUGUAACCAGCUCCCAUGAAGCAAGAAUUUUCUGAAGGGUUUUUUUUUUUUUUUUUUUUUUUUUUUUUUUAAACUAUUAUUAAAUCUUGGCUUUUGAAGAUUUUGUUAACAAACCUAUUUAUUUAUUUUGAGUUUUAUGUUCUACCUCAGAAGCAAAUGCCUUAUUUUUGUGAAUGUUUUGUCGGUCAGUGCUCUGUCAUUUAUCUUGAUGUUUCCACAGUUUGAAUCGUUGCACUUGCAUGUUGUGGAAUUCAUGGAUCGUGGCCCUUUCUGGAUAAAUAUCUGCUGCUGUUCAUAAAGCUGAAUAAAAGGUUUUAGAUAUCUUAGCCUGAUUCAUGUGAUCUGAGAUCUGGAUUUCACGGCUCCAGCAACGAAUAAAUCCACUGAGUAACAACCGAUUUUUACGUACGAACCUGUGACGCACAAAUCUUAAACUUUAUUGAUGUGUAAAUCUCCACUUUGUGAACACUUAACAUCAGAGACUGUUCUGAACUUUCAAAGAGCUGCUUCCUGAAUAUUAAAUGUUUCAGUGAGAGAAAGAGACAAAAUUGUUUCAAUAAAUUAAA